CAUCAGUGCCCUGAUGAUCGGUGCCCAGCAGUGCCACCAACCAGUUCCGCCCACCCGUGCCCAGCAGUGCGCCCACCUGUGCAUCCACCUGUGCCCAGCAUUGCUCCCACUUCAGUGCCACCCACCUGUGUCCAGCCACCUGUGCCCACCAGUGCCACCCACCUGUGCCCACCAGUGUAACCCACCAGUGCCCAUAAGUGCAGCCCAGCAGUGCUACCAGUCAAUGCCACCAGUCAGUGCCCAGCGGUUGUGCCAGUCAGUGCCCAGCAGUUGCGCCAGUCAAUGCCUAGAAGUGCCGCCAGUCAGUGCCCAGCAGUGAUGCCAGUCAGUGCCACCUAUCAGUG
This is a messenger RNA of Staurois parvus, 344 nucleotides long. NCBI's taxonomy places the organism in Eukaryota, Metazoa, Chordata, Amphibia, Anura, Ranidae. The record is from the annotation of a GenBank genome assembly.